Syzygium oleosum is the source of this 1911-nucleotide messenger RNA. RefSeq names its product putative PAP-specific phosphatase, mitochondrial. Gene Ontology annotation, molecular function: 3'(2'),5'-bisphosphate nucleotidase activity. Gene Ontology annotation, biological process: sulfate assimilation. The coding region runs from base 169 to 1464 and encodes 431 amino acids. The transcript is spliced from 10 exons. The record is from RefSeq and is a predicted model, not a curated record. Lineage: Eukaryota; Viridiplantae; Streptophyta; Magnoliopsida; Myrtales; Myrtaceae.
AACGUGGAUGUACCGUUGCGUGGUCUUCAACCGAAUCUAACUAACCCCAUUCGCGCCUCGCCACCGUCAACCGCCGCGGCGACGCUUCCCUCUUCCAAGCCCCGCCGCCACCGCCGACACAGCCGGAACUACCCGCCACGCCUCUCUCUCUCUCUCUCUCUCUCCGCCAUGGCCGUCCUCCUCCACUCCGCCUCCCGCAUCUCCACCGUCCGGUUCAAUCUUCCUCCACGUUCCCCUGCUCAUGUCCGCAGACGAUUGCUCCCGUUCAGGUGCCUCAGCUCGAGCGUCCCAUUCCCGGCCAACGACGCCAGGUAUCGCCGGGAGCUUGAGGCCGCCACCGACGUUGUGGAGCAAGCUUGCCGUCUCUGUGUUGAUGUGAAGAAAGCCUUGUUUUCGGGUGAUGGUCAGAUUCUCGAGAAGACCGACCAAACACCUGUCACUGUUGCGGACUUUGGCGUGCAAAGCUCUUGUUUUUUUAUUGUUUCGCCAGAGCUGGGAAACUUGUUUCCUUUCAUUCCUUUAGUGGCAGAAGAGGACUCUGCUUCCAUACGUUCUACUGAUUUGGUGGGUUAUGUGGUGGAUGCUGUUACUGAUCAAGCGAGCUCUGAAGGUCAUCCUUUGACAAAGGGUGAUGUUUUAGAGGCUAUUGACCGAGGAGGAAAGAACGACUUCUCUAUGGGAUCGCAGCCAGCCUCGUAUUGGGUUCUGGAUCCAAUAGAUGGGACACGAGGAUUUCUAAAAGGAAGGGAGUCCUUGUAUGUGGUAGGAUUGGCACUUGUAGUUGGUGGAGAAGUUGUAUCAGGCGCAAUGGGAUGCCCUAAUUGGCAGCAAGAUCUAUCCAAUGUAACCAACGAUGGGCUGCAGGAGUAUGAGAUCAGCAAUGCGAGAUCUGAGAUCAUCAUGGUGUCUCAUGUUGGCUGUGGAACAUGGACCAAAAGGUUACCACCACAGCUCAGUAACACAAGUGCAAAGGAAGCCUAUUGGACCAGGUGCUUUGUUGAUGGGUUCUCUGCAGUUCAUGAAGCACGUUUUUGCAUUCCGGAGAGUCAAACAUGGGAGACACUUCCCCUGUCUACUUCAGUCAAAGCAAGAAUGGAAACUGAUACUCCUGGAGGAGGGAAAAUUGUUCUACUGCCAACAUGUUGUGGAAGUUUAUGCAAGUAUAUGAUGGUUGCUUCAGGAAGGGCAUCAACUUAUAUUCUUCGAACAAGAACACAAACCUCAAUCAAGGCUUGGGACCAUGCUGCUGGCAUGAUAUGCGUGCAUGAAGCUGGAGGAAAGGUGACCGAUUGGGAAGGAAGUCAAAUUCAUCUGGCAGCAGAUGCCGCUGAACGGAGAAUCAUAUUUGCUAGAGGUGGUGUUAUUGUGUCUAAUGGGAACCUGCAUGACAAGAUUUUGGGCAUUACUACUUCUGGUUCCUCAUCUAUUUUAGAGGAAGCUCAAGAUUUGAUAAAAAAGAGUUAAAACCACGCAUGUAUUCUAUUGAAUGUAAUACAUAAGCUUCUUGGUGAAAGCUGGGAUUGAAGCUCUAAGCAAGUGCUCUUUUGAGGUCCCUUAUCUUCAGAAAAUCUUCUGAAUGUCUGCAGAAAAGAGACUGCACAAAGGCUUUCAAGGAAGUCCAAAGAACCAUCGAUGCGAUAACUCAAGAAGUCGCAGUUACAUGCAUUAAUUACAAACUGUUUUGAUCAACCUUCAGUCCCAGUGACACACUGAGCAUGAAGGUUGAUGAAAUUAGGGUACAUAGAGUCCAGUGCAUAUUAGGACAAUUCUUUAGUCUAGAGUUCAUGAAAAGUCAACUAUCUGUGCUUUAGUGAAAAUCAUGUAGAGAAACAGAAACUCUGCAGUAAUUCCUCUGUCCUAAAACUCUGUUAUACCAGAAAGUUGUUGCACAAUAAUCAUUUUCCUCUUGAA